Brettanomyces bruxellensis is the source of this 1620-nucleotide messenger RNA. RefSeq lists its product as uncharacterized. Gene Ontology annotation, cellular component: spliceosomal complex. Bases 1 to 1620 code for a protein of 539 amino acids. Gene Ontology annotation, molecular function: zinc ion binding; RNA binding. NCBI's taxonomy places the organism in Eukaryota, Fungi, Ascomycota, Pichiomycetes, Pichiales, Pichiaceae. The transcript has a single exon. The record is from RefSeq and is a predicted model, not a curated record. Gene Ontology annotation, biological process: mRNA splicing, via spliceosome.
AUGUCUUCUAUUCUUGAAGAAGAGCGAGAGAUUCUUCAGGAUCUGGAACUUAUAGAGAAUGCAAUAACUAAAAGAAUAAGAUUGAAUCCAGAUAUUUAUAGUCCAUCACGAAGAUCAUUGGAUAUCGGCGUUUUGGGACGGAAAAAGGCGGCAGCAAAAGGUGCCACUAUGAUUCAAAAGCAUGAAAUUAAGUCUUUCAUCAAUCGUUACAAGUCGCAAUUAGAAAAGCUAGCAAUACUUACCUCAAAGGAGAACGAACAAGAAUUGAAACACGAGCUUAGAAGUUCCAAACAAGGAAAUUUGAACGAUCUUGGCAAGUUCACUAACAAUUUACAGGAAAUUUUGGAUACACCAGAAGAUGUUGCCAAGAACAGAAACAGUGAUGAACUUCAUUUAUAUGACAUGUAUUCUUCAAAUACCAACUAUGCUGAAUUACUUUUGGCAAGAAACUCGAAAGCUAAGAAAGAGGGCUCACUUAAGUCGAAUGACACCAGCAUAUUGAAUCAUAAACAUAAUAUUAUGAGUGCAUACAGUGGCAAAUUGAAACUUUCAGAUAUCUUUUCGAAGCAGGAAAAUUUUGGUCAGAUGCUAGACUUGGAAAGGUUUUAUAAGAUGUGGCUUGUGUUGCCCCGAGAAUCAAGUUUAUCUAAUGAUAAGAUACCAUCUUAUUUGGCAUAUCUUGAUCAAAUUGACACAUUUGAUGAUAGUAAUUUACGAAAAGAUACAGCAGAUGGACAAUAUUUCUAUUAUACUACAGUAUUAUGCAGGUAUCUAAAGUCAUUUCUGAUUAAAAUAAAUCCACUGGGCUUUCCAGAAAAGUCCUUUGAUCAAAUAGAAAAACAGUUUGAGACUGAAGAUUUUGCUGAAAAUAGGAAUGAUAAAAUAUAUUGCAAGGCCUGUGAAAAACUGUUCUCAAAACAGACUGUUUUCAACUCUCAUCUUAAAGGUAAAAAGCACAACAAGGCCUUGACUAAAGCUCAUAAAGGAGAAAUUUUGAAGAAGGAGUAUAUAAUUAAAGAGCUUCUUUCGACUUCUCUUUCCUCUGAGUUUUCAAGGACAAAAUCUGAAGUUGAACGUGUUGGUUUAUUGACUGUUCGUGAAAGACAAUUUGAACAGUCUAGUAAAAGAGACAUGAACAAAGAGCAAAACGAUUACUUUUACACUGACUCCGAUGAGGAAGAGGAAAUAUUGAAGGCCCAUGAGGGAAGUAAAAAUGAAACAUUUGAAGACGAAGAUGACUACUCAUCAUCGUCUAAUAUCGCAAUUGGACCAGAUGGUCACAAAAUACCAUUAUGGCUUUGGAAAGCGCAGGGUCUGAAUAACAAAUAUCGCUGCGAAAUAUGUGGAGACCUUGAAUAUCAUGGCAGGAACAGGUUUCAUCAACAUUUUCAAGAACCAAAACAUAUUAGAGGUUUACGGAUGCUAGGUGUUACAAAGAACUUUAGUGAAUUCAAGGACCUAAGUACUAUAAAAGGUGUUAUGACUUUAUUAGAUAAGGUGGAAAAGAAGGAGCGUCAAACUGUUCGUUUUAAGGAAUCAUCUGAUGAAGUGGAAGAUAGUGAAGGUAACAUAUUGAGUAGGAAGGCAUACGAGCAGUUAAAAAAACAGGGACUACUUUGA